GAAGCAAGUACAGGCUGGGCAGUUUAUAUUCACUCGACCCAGAGCUCUCCUCCCCCCACAACACCUUCAGAGCCUCAUUCCCUCGUCUGUGACAGGCAAAGACAAAUGGUGCAACCCAAGAAGAAGUUUCGUGGAGUCAGGCAGCGCCACUGGGGCUCCUGGGUCUCCGAGAUCAGACACCCCCUCCUUAAGAGGAGGGUGUGGCUUGGUACCUUUGAAACGGCGGAGGAGGCCGCACGGGCCUAUGAUGAGGCCGCCAUCUUGAUGAGCGGGCGGAAUGCCAAGACUAACUUCCCCGUGCAGAGGAGUGGCACUGGUGAUCCUGCCCCAGCUGCAGUCCGCGAUGUUCGUGGUGGUGGCAGCAGCGGUGGGAGUUCCUCCUCGACGAGCAACCUAUCCCAGAUUCUCAGUGCCAAGCUUCGCAAGUGCUGCAAGGCGCCAUCUCCGUCCCUGACUUGCCUUCGCCUCGACACCGAGAAGUCCCACAUUGGUGUCUGGCAGAAGCGCGCGGGAGCCCGUGCCGACUCCAGCUGGGUCAUGACCGUGGAGCUCAACAAAAGGGCGGCGCCAUCCGGCGAUGCAGUGGUGGUACAGUCCACCGUAUCAGCAGCCACAGCAUCUUCACCGGUGAGUACAAUGGAUGACGAGGAGAGGCUAACACUGCAGAUGAUCGAGGAGCUGCUGAGCAGGAGCGGUCCAGCUUCACCUUCACAUGGAGAGGAUGAAGGCAGCUUCGUGGUCUGAAAAAGCAUGGGCGAAACAGCAUAGCGAGGUCGCCGUCUGAGAUCAGGAUCCUGUAGGCUGGUUGGUACACAAGCAGUUCAGGUUGAUUCAGUAAGAUAGAUAUGUCUAUUACUCACAAAAAAUUAUAAGUUUGCAAUUGUGUGCAGCUAUAUAUAUGUACUUACGUUGUUAUUAUAUACUCAGUCACAGUCAAGAUGCUUUAUUACA
This is a messenger RNA of Lolium perenne, 951 nucleotides long. Its product is annotated as ethylene-responsive transcription factor WIN1. NCBI's taxonomy places the organism in Eukaryota, Viridiplantae, Streptophyta, Magnoliopsida, Poales, Poaceae. Gene Ontology annotation, molecular function: DNA-binding transcription factor activity; DNA binding. Gene Ontology annotation, biological process: regulation of DNA-templated transcription. The record is from RefSeq and is a predicted model, not a curated record.